AUGAGCAGCAAUUAUCAACCACUGGCAAAUACAGACCUUGGUCAUGAAAACGCUACACCUGCUGCAUCUUCGUCGCAUACCCUGUUGAUGAAUCAACAUUCUAAUGAUUCCCCUGUCAAUUUUGACAACGGUACAGAUACUAAUAUAACGCCCCCGCCCGAACCACCUUCAUAUGAAUUUGAUAUAGAGGAUCCUCAUAGCGAUCUUCACAAAAUAUCACAUUUACAGAGGGUAUCCAUCGGAUUUCAGGAGAAAAUCCUGGAACCUUUAAUGGAGAACAUUAUUCAUCCAUUUUUUCAGAUUUUAAGGUUUAUUCAAGAUAAGGCAGACUAUUACCUAAGUAAAAUUGGAAAUCCCUUCAUACUUCGAAGAUUCUUUUACAUUAUUUUAAUGUCAUUUGUUGCAUACUAUGUCCUAUCGAGUGGUUACUUGCUCAACGAAAAGGCGUCGGGAUCAAGAGGAAUGUUUUUUCAACACGAUAUACUUUUCCAAUAUGCCAAGAAAUCUGUGGAUUUGGCUAAAUUUGAGAGAGAUUUGGAAUACAUCAGUAGCAUGCCCCAUGCAUCCGGCACGAAGGGUGAUGCGGCGAUUGCUCGGUAUAUUCAGGACUCCUUUAACAAUAACGGGUUAAAAUUGGUUAAGGAGAUGGAAUACCCGGUUUAUUCUAAUUAUCCAGGUAAUGUAUCGAUUUCGUAUUAUGAUAACAAAAAUGAAAAACAUGAUUUGAAACUCUCCACAGAAAACUUUAAUCCAUUGAGCUCCAAUGGUGAACUGUCCAGAGUGAGCUUAAUUUAUGGAGGCAAGGGCACCACAAAAGAUUUACAAAAUCUAAAAGACUCAAAUACGAUAGAAGAUGGGAAAGACUAUGUGCUUUUAUUGAAAUAUGAUAAAAUAGUAAGUCAACAAGUACUAAUAGCCGAGAAAUUUGGCGCUAAAGCUAUAAUAUUCAUAUCUGAACCAUAUGGUAAAAAUAUAGACGUCGUUCAACCCAAACCUGUAGGCUUACCACAGUAUUCGACUGGUGAUGCACUUUCGCCAAGUUGGCUCAGCUCUGUUGAAGACCAAAAAAACGCCAAAUACUGGCGUUUAGCUCAUAUCCCCACCGUCCCAAUAUCCAGUAGACAGGGUCAAGAGCUAUUAUCCCAUUUAUUUUCAGGUGAUAGAACAGUUGAUGGUGAUAAAAACUAUGACAACAAUAAUGAGAACGUGGCUGAUGUCUUAGUCGAUUUGCUAUUGCAAACUAAUGUCAGAGAAAGGCAUUCAGUCUCUGACAUUGUUGGUAAGAUUGAAGGUAGGGAGCAGUCAGAUAAAGCGAUUAUAAUUGCUGCAUCGAGAAACUCUAUUAACUUUGGAACUAGUUAUCCCGACUUCGGUACAUCUGCAUUAUUAUCCAUAUUACAGUUAUUUCAAGAGCUAAAAUAUAAGUUUGAUUGGAAACCAUUGAGAAACAUUUACUUUAUUUCAUUUGGUGGUUCUGAGCUCAAUUAUGCUGGGUCUUCUGGGCUCAUUCAGCAAAGACUUAUGCCAUUAAAGGACGAAAUCUAUUCCUUGAUUGAUAUCAGUCAAUUAGGGAUACCGUUGGAUAACGAUGAUGAGAACGGAAAAACAAGAGGAAAGCUAAAUAUUGAGACACAUCCUUUAUUAAAGAAGUUUUUCAAAAGUAAGGACGGACAUCCAAACUUUGAUGUAUCUGUGGAAAGUGUUAGACAUUAUGGUGAUUGGACUCCAUUUCUGGCAAAUGGUAUUCCUGUGUCUGUGAUAUCCUCUGAUUCAGCGAGAAACCGCUUUCCUCCAAUUGAAACUUCUGAAGAUACGUUUGAACACUUUAGAGAUACUUUGGAAGAUGAACGAAACCAACAGGCUGUAAGCGAUUUGUUAAUAUUUCUUUUGCAUAUUUCCACAAAAUUGGUUGAUGACCCAUUAUUACCUUUCGAUAUAGUAAAUUAUGUUGAAGACAUUGAUGAACGAUUACAAAAGUUAGAGCAAGAAUAUUCUGGGAAAUUGAACUUUAUAUCAGUUAUUAAUGGUUUGUUAUUUUGGAAAAAAAUCGGUAACGAAUGGGCGUCGUGGACUCAAGGUUGGGAAAAUAUUGUAUGGUCACACGGAGAUGGUAUAGAACCCUCGCUACUUUCAAUUCACAGAUGGACAUGGAACAAGAAAUUGACCAAUAUUGGUAGAAGAACGUGCUCUCCAGCGGGUCUUCCGAAUAGAACAUUUUACAAAAACGUUUUAUUUGGACCCACACUGAUGCAGGAAGGAAGUUCUAAUAAUGAUGAGGGUGUGGACUUUUGGACUUUUCCUGGGGUAAAGGAUGCGAUUUAUGAUAACGAUUGGAACAGAGCACAAGAACAGGUUGAUCUCGUCGGUAAUAUACUUCAUCAGUCAGCUGCAUUAUUUGUCGAGGAGACUAAUGACAUCGGUUAUAAAUAA
Molecule: messenger RNA, 2430 nt
Organism: Saccharomyces kudriavzevii IFO 1802
Lineage: Eukaryota; Fungi; Ascomycota; Saccharomycetes; Saccharomycetales; Saccharomycetaceae
Gene: TRE2
Product: putative zinc metalloprotease
Exons: 1
Coding region: 1-2430 (809 amino acids)
Molecular function (GO): carboxypeptidase activity
Source: RefSeq, a predicted model, not a curated record